CUCUGGACUUUACUCUUCUCCGGAGAUCUUGUAUUUCUACGCGCUGUGCAUGGCUUUCAGGAGAUUUUGAUAUCGUCCCAGGUCCAGGAUGAGCAUUAUAACCCCCAGCGAUGGUGACACUCUGGUGGAGCAAAUCCUGCUGGAUGAACAUGGACACCAACUGUCCCCACAACUCAAAGAAUUCCAGAACUGGCACAAGAAACAUUUACAUGAAAGAACUGAGAAACUUCUAGAGAACAAACUUCCAAGAUGUGACCAGCGAGAGCAGAGUUUUCCAUUCUCUACACGUUAUGUCAACCUCAUCAUUGUCUCCACUGAUCACUUCAGAGAACGCUCUAAGAAUGAGCUCAUAGAGACCGGGGUAAAACAUGAGGAAUACUUAAAGAGAACACAUAAUGAAUUUCAGCGCAUUUCACCCAACAAACUGUUCCGCUGGUGCCACCGAUCCCAACAAGUGCCACGUAUGGUAAUGGUGAGCGGAGUGCCCGGUGUAGGGAAGACCACACUGAUGCAGAAGGUUGUCUAUGACUGGGUGACGGGGGUUCUCUAUCAAAGAUUCUCCUUUGUCUUUUUCUUCAAAUUCCGAGAACUCAACAGAUUGGAUAAAGUUAGUCUGGAGGACAUGAUCCUUCAUCAGUACCCAUAUCUGGAGGAGCAGCUUAGUAACAUCUUACAGGAACCAGAAAAACUGCUCUUUAUAUUUGAUGGUUUAGAUGAAAGUCUUCAUAACAUGGAUUUCUCAUCACGUCACUUGUGCUCUAAUCCUACACAGCCCGAACCUUGUGGUCAGAUUGUGGUUAGUUUGGUGAGAAAGUCUCUUCUUGAUGGUUGUUCUGUCCUAAUGACCAGUCGCCCAACCAGACUGGCAUCAAUUGACUGUAGAGUUUUUCAGCGAAUAGUAGAAAUCAUUGGGUUUUUACCAGAAGAACGACGGAUGUACUUUCAAAACUUCUUCCCCAACUCUGAACUGGGGGAAAAGGCUUUUAAUUAUGUGAAGCAGAAUGACACCCUGUACACCUUCUGUUACCUCCCGUCCUACUGCUGGAUCAUCUGUACAGUAUUAUCCAGGAGCUUCCAGCCAACAAGUAGUGAUCAGCCGGUGUCAUUAUUACCCAGAACAGUCACCCAGCUUUUUGCGAUAUUUGUCGCCAACAUCCUGUCCAAUCACUGCCUGGACAAAAGUGACGCUCAGAAGAUUCUGCAGUCCAUGGGAUGGAUGGCAGAACAUGGAGUCAUGAAUCACAGGCUUAUCUUUGAUGAACGAGAUCUGGACUGUUUCCAUGUGGACAAUAAGUCAAAGCUCUUAUCAAGUUUUCUGAUGGAAUCGGAGGAACCUGUGUCCUAUUCCUUCUUACAUCUCACUGUUCAGGAAUUCUUCUCUGCCUUGGUGCAUUAUGUGGAUUAUUCUCCUGAGAAGUUACAGAAAUCACUAAAAGAUGCCAAAUCCUAUCCUGAUGGACGAGGUGAGAUGUUCCUCCGUUUCCUGUGUGGUCUAUCAGAUGGCUCCACCAAGUCAAUGCUAACUGGAUACCUGGACAGACAAGCAGCUCCAACAUCUAUAGAUGUCAUCACUUGGCUGAAGAAUUUCCUUCUAGAAGAAAAGAGGCCAAUGGAAAGUAAGGACAAGCGACGUCUUCUCAGUACAUUUUUCUAUCUGUAUGAAUCCCGGAAUAAGGCUCUGGUGCGGGAAUCAUUACAAUCACACGGAAGUCUUGACUUUUCCAAUGUUUGUAUGUCGGCUCUAGACUGCACAGUGUUGGCAUUUAUUCUGGACACCUGCACACAUAUAGAAGAACUCAAUCUAUCUGGGUGUUCCUUAAACAAUGAAGGAUUAGAAAGACUUGCUCCAGGAUUACAUAACCUGCAGACUCUGAGAUUGGGUGGUAAUCGUCUACCAGACACUUCCUGCAUCCAGUUGGCAUCUGUAAUAAGGAAUAAUCCGUCCCUGAAGAUACUUGACCUGUCUGGUAACCGUCUGUCUGGUCCUCACUUCAGUGACUUGAUGGAGGCUCUGUCCAGUCCGGCCGGCAGGAUAAAGGAAUUACGAUUGGAUGAUAAUCGUCUACCAGGCACUUCCUGCAUCCAGUUGGCAUCUGUAAUAAGGAAUAACCGGUCCCUGAAGAUACUUGAUCUGUCUGGUAACAGUCUGUAUGGUCCUCACUUCAGUGACUUGAUGGAGGCUCUGUCCAGUCUGACCUGCAGGAUAGAAAUAUUAGAAUUGGGUGGUAAUCGUCUACCAGACACUUCCUGCAUCCAGUUGGCAUCUGGAAUAAGGAAUAACCAGUCCCUGAUGAUACUCGACCUGUCUGGUAACCGUCUGUCUGGUCCUCACUUCAGUGACUUGAUGGAGGCUCUGUCCAGUCCGGCCUGCAGGAUACAGUUAUUACGAUUGGGUUAUAAUCAUCUACCAGACACUUCCUGCAUCCAGUUGGCAUCUGGAAUAAGGAAUAACCCGUCCCUGAAAUUACUUGACCUGUCUGGUAACCUUCUGUCUGGUCCUCACUUCAGUGACUUGAUGGAGGCUCUGUCCAGUCCGGUCUGCAGGAUAAAGGAAUUACUUUUGGAUGAUAAUGAUCUAGAAGACACUUCCUGCAUCCAGUUGGCAUCUGGAAUAAGGAAUAACCGGUCCCUGAAGAUACUUGACCUGUCUGAUAACCGUCUGUCUGGUCCUCACUUCAGUGACUUGAUGGAGGCUCUGUCCAGUCCGGCCUGCAGGAUAAAGGAAUUACGUCUGAAGAGCAAUGGAUUAUCUGAAGAGGAGGAGGAAGCCAUAAGAAAACUGAAAAAGCAGAAACCAAAAAUGAAGAUCAUUGACAGAACAGAGAAGAAGCCGGAUUCCUCUCAGUGAUGAGCAGAUAACAGGACUUUGGUGGAGGAGACUUCUUCAGAGCUUUGGCUAUGGAGCGUCUCCUGGUGCUUUAUGGGUAAUAUCACUGAUCUACAGAAGAUAAGGAAAUGUCUAAUAUUAUAAUAAAGAUGAUACCAGAAAUGUUCUUCUCUAGCUAAUUAUAUGUCCAGUAACUAAAUCCCUUCAUAAUGAGCCCAAAUCCAGGCCUAUUGGAUGUAGCAGCGUCUCCUGAAGGUCAUGUAGGUGGUCAGCAGUAUAAUACUGGUUGUCACACUGGAGGAGGCCGCACAUUGCACACAGUGUAACUAACAAAUCACACAAACUGUUAUUUCAGUUUCUAUUUGAUCUUUUACUAGAUGCAACUCACGGACAUACCAGUGUUCACAUGAUCUGUGAUAUAAAACUGCCAGCAUUACCUUAUAGCAGCCCCCAGUCUGUAACUGAUCAUGUGUGUGAGCCAGAAAUUCGUUAAUCCAUACUUCAGAAAAAUGCUUUUUUAAUCUCCCUGAGCGCUCUGUUUGCAGUCAGGCUUGAAGUCAAGGGGCAGCGGCCUCCUUGCUUCAAGUUGAGCAAUGCCUGCCUUUCCCCGCCCCUCCUGACUAUGAGUUACAUAUUAACCAUUCCUUGGGAUUGUGCCGCUUGCGACUGCACGAUCCCAUCUCAGGCUCAAGCAGUCAAGGUAAUGCUGGCAGUUUUAUAUCACUUUUAAGGGUGACAGGUUCCCUUUAAGUGCACUGUGAUUUUGUUCUGGGAAAACGGUCUGAAACCUGCAUAGCUAUUCCACCUUAUUUCACUAUGCACUAUGAGAUUUAUAAAAGUAUAACACAGUUUAUAUGGUUCUGGUUUACUAUGUUUUUUUCAUAGGUUCAUUUCUUUACUUUUACGGUAUGGCACAAUUAUGUACGGGGCAACACAUGUCCAAUAUAUCAACUGGGAAGAUGAAGUUCACAGAGAUCUCGAUCUUUUUCUAUGGGUAUCAUGACUUCUACACUUAUUGUACAAUCUUCUCUAUGGCCAUCUUAAAUGUAAUGUCUUGGAAUGUGAGGGGACUAGGUGGUACUAGGAAAAGGAUAGCAGUAAUUUCUCAUAUCCGCAAGUACAAUCCCCAUAUUCUUGGUCUGCAGAACACCAAUCUCACCCGAGAAACACCAGGGAGACUUAAGAAACCAUGGUUGCAAUUGUCGGAACAUGCAUUCGGGAGCUCUUAUUCUAGAGGCGCAUCCCUGCUGAUACACCGCGCUAUUCGUUGGGAGGCAUGGCAGACAGUAAUCGAUUCUGAAGGGAAAUACAUCUUUGUCUAUGCAUACAUUAACUGCACCCCAUAUGUAGUGUUGAAUAUGUAUUACCGCCUCCCGCCAAUGCUUCAACCCUGCAAGCAGCGGUGGGAUUUCCAACAAUACCCUGAAGCUAAACUGUUAUGCAUGGGGGAUCUCCAUAUAGUGUUCGAUAGUCAUCUAGAUAGAUUUAAUACAGAGAUAAACCGGGCGAUAUUGCAGCCCUUGCCCACUGUGUUGUCCAGGUUGGUGGCCAAGAUGAGAUGGGUUGAACUGUAGAGGGAACGAUACCCUGGCCAGAGAACAUACUUUUGCUUUACCCUAUUACGUGGAGCGCUAUCUAGAAUUGACUAUAUGUUUGGUACGGCCUCCACAUACUUAGAUCUGGUAGAUAUCCAGUAUGGCCCUCAGAAUGUGUCGGACCAUGCUCCCCUGGUGGCGAAACUGAAAUUGCCCGCUAGUACAAGAUCUGUAGCCAAAAUACGUAUCCACCCCUUUUGGAUAUCCCUCAUGACAGUUAAUGACCGUAUGCUAGAUCAGCUUAAUGUAUUUCUAGAGGCGCAUGAUAGUACUACAGAUGACCUACUGCACUGGGAGACUCUAAAAGCUUACAUGUGCGACUGCUUUAAAUCUUUCAUAUCGUACAUUAAGAGAGACACUCACCGCAGGGAGGAGGAAUUGGGCCGUCGGUGUAAGGAGGCAGAGGAACGAUAUACCUCAAGCCCCACAGAGAAUAGAUUGUAGUGGCUGCAGGGAGGCAAUAUCUAAUACAUCUUAGGGAGAAAAGUGAUUGUAAGCUCUUUUUCCUCAAACAGCAAUCGUUUGAGUUGGGCAGCCAGUCUGGUAAAAUGUUGGCACAUGUAGUAUGCAAUAACACAGCAGCUACGUAUACAUAAUUUGGGGGGGGAGGAGGGCGGUGAUAUGGUGGAAGAUGCAGAGGGUAAACUGGCUAGAUUCCAGGAAUUUUAUCAGGAGCCGUUGAGGUGAAACGCACGUCGAGGUCUCGCGCUCAGGGUCUGGCAUCCACUUUACUACCAUGUCUUCAGGUACAUUCUGCUAUUAGUACAGCCCCACAUUCCUUACAGGGCACCCCUAUAUAUAUCCAUAGUGGGUCCCUCUGAUCUAGGCGCAUGUUAUCUUUGUGAUUUAGAUACCGAUUUUUACCUGGGAUUGUUUAUUAUAUCUGUUAGUCCAGGCGCCUAGGCAUUUUGGUAUGUGGGUGAUUGCUCACGGGUUACCAGGCAUGGUCUUUUUGUACUUCGUGUACAUAGCCUUAUGAGGGCGACCUCCUUGUGUCACACUGUCUUGGUUAUCCUUGAGCCUCACGCCUUGAUUUAUUGGCUGUACUUAGCUGUGCUUUACAUUGCACAGAUAUCCUGGUAGUUUUUUGGUGCCAUUGGCCCUGUGCUUCUCCGUAUACUGUAUACCAUCCUGUUGUCUCCCCAUAUGUUGUAUUUUACUAAUAAAUGAUAUUUUGAUACAUUACUUCCACUUGUUUGUUUUGGUCUAUUCUGGAUGUUGUACAAGUGGAAAUUGUAGCUGUCUAGUUGACAGAACAGCCUUUGUGUAGGUUAAUAGUAUUACACACACAAUAAACCCUGUGCACACCAGACAAGGAAAGUGCACACAUAUAAGGAGAGGUAUAAGGAGAGGUUGCCAGAGACAACUGCAUGCUAUGACAGCGAGCAGCCUAGCAACCAGCUGCUCUACUGCCACAUACCUUAUGUUGCCAGCGGCAACCACAAGUGAGGCAACAUACUAGCGGCCAUCACCUGUGAUUGACAACACAGAACAAACCGCUGACAACUGCAUGCGACCACAAGAGUCACGACCAUAACCAUGGUCGUGACAGAUAUCCUAGGACCACAACUGCACAAAAUGUACGGGGAAGCACAACGGGGGGAGUCGCGAUAUGAUGCCUCAAUAGUAGUGCUGCUGAAACCUGGUAAAAGCCCACUGGAAUGCGGCUCUUAUAGGCCCAUUUUAUUAUUGAAUGUAGACUGUAAAACACUUACCAAGAUACUAGCCAAUAGAUUGAAUAAAGUAAUUACCACUAUUAUACACGAGGAUUAGUCCGGCUUUAUACCGGGAGGAUCGAGAUCCAGUAACAUCAGAAGGGCGCAGGUCAUUGCUCAGGUAGGAGGAAAAGUGCACUGGGCCUUGGCUUCUCUGGAUACAGCUAAAGCAUUUGACUCCGUGGAGUGGCCAUAUCUUUUAGAGGUGCAAAAAUGUUUCAGGUUUGGCCCGAAUUUUUAUUUCUUGGAUCUCCAUUCCAUAUAAAUGCCCCAAGGCACGCAUCCUGCUUAAUGGCUCAUACUCAGAGCCACUAACUUUUAACAGAGGCACCAGACAGGGAUGCCCCUUUCAUUCCUGUUUGCAGUGGCCAUAGAACCCCUUGCGGUUAGAAUACACCAAGACACUGUGUUUAAAGGGAUAUCCUUAGGAGAGCGGGAAGACAGGAUUGGCUUAUACGCCGUUGACUUUAUACUCUUCAUGGAUAGUGUGGAGACCUCUUUACUGAGGGCGAUAGAUCCAGUUGACGGCUUUGGUACUUCUCGGGACUCUGCAUAAAUUGGUCCAAAUCAGCCCUCAUGCCGUUAUGGCCAACAGUAUUUUACAACCUCCCGGUAGAAGAUUACUUUAAAUAUCUAGUAAUAAUUAUCACUAAAGACCCGCUUCUGUCCUUCAAUGAGACUAUAGCUCCCAUUGAAACCUACUUUACUGACAAAUUCAGAUCUUGGAAAACUCUUCCCCUAUCUAUAAUGGACAGACUCAAUCUAAUUAAAAUGAUUUUGCUCCCUAAGGGUCUCUAUCUACUGGAACAUGCUUGUACGCCCAUCCCGCACAGGUUUUUCGAUCGGCUGCACUCAUCGAUGACAGCCUUUGUAUGGGGGUCAGCUAGACGUAAACUUGCUUUACACACCUUACAGAGAUCUAAGCAGCAGGGGGAGCAGCAUUACCAGACUUCUUCCUAUACUUCCUGUCUGGCCAGGUGAGAUUUCUUCCAUCAUGGGUGGCAGCCACUACGCCACCUAAUGCAGAAUAUUAUCUGCAGCAAUACCUGCAGUUAUCCACAUUAUGGCCAGUGCUGUAGAGCAUUCACUUGUUUGCUGGACGUGCCCUCCCCAUACAUAGGCUGGCACAUCAGGUGUGGAACGCAGCGAAGCUUCACCAGUACAAGGAUUUGGCGGAUGCCAUUCCAUUAUGGGACAACCCAAUGUUUCCUCACUUGCAAAACCACGAGGGGGCGGAAAUAUGGAAGGAGUAUAGAAUGCUCAUGCUAAAAGAUUUUUAUGAAAAUGAGAUCCUAUGUUCAUUCACACAAAUACAGGGAAAAUCUGGAAAAUUCACUUCUAUAGAUAUCUACAGGUGCGCUGCGCUCUUCACGCACAGUUUUGAGAUGGUAGACGGGCUAUUUCUAAGUACCCCCUGACAGGAGUUCUCACCACACAAGGACCAAAGGGUAUUAGAUCUAUUCUAUAUACCCAUUUAUUGAGCAACCGCAUGGUUUCAAAUCAGCUGAAGGUUGAAUCUAAAUGGAGGGAAAAUGUCUCUUUUACCUGCGGAGGAAUGGCAGGAAGCAUUAGAAUCACCGCUAUAUGUCUCGCCCUCUACCAACAACAGGCUAAUACAAUUAUUUAUUCUACAUAAUGUUACCUGACCCCCACUAGACUAUACAAGAUGGGUAAACUAUCGCACACUAGGUGCCACAGAUGCGCACAGAUAAAUGACUUCUGGCAUAUGUUCUGGGACUGUAACUACAUCAAGUCCUAUUGGCAGGAGGUCACUAAUAUGCGAUCUACUGUGCUUUCUAGUCCGGUUCCCCAUGACCCUAAAGCAUGUUUGCUAGGAAUUCUGGAGGAAGCUAUAUGGACUCACCAUAAUAGAAUAUUUUUAAGAGAGACAUUGUUCCUGGCAAGGAAAGCCAUUGCAAUUAGAUGGAUGGCAGACCGGCCACCCACUGUGAAUUCGAGGAGAUCUCUGGUUAAAGGGAACCUGUCACAGGGAUU
Messenger RNA from Bufo gargarizans (Asiatic toad), 8132 nucleotides. Its product is annotated as NACHT, LRR and PYD domains-containing protein 12-like. The record is from RefSeq and is a predicted model, not a curated record. The transcript has 10 exons. Bases 89 to 2848 code for a protein of 919 amino acids. Gene Ontology annotation, cellular component: cytoplasm. Lineage: Eukaryota; Metazoa; Chordata; Amphibia; Anura; Bufonidae. Gene Ontology annotation, molecular function: protein binding.